Molecule: messenger RNA, 647 nt
Organism: Trichoplusia ni (cabbage looper)
Lineage: Eukaryota; Metazoa; Arthropoda; Insecta; Lepidoptera; Noctuidae
Product: ribonuclease HI-like
Exons: 1
Biological process (GO): DNA replication, removal of RNA primer
Molecular function (GO): nucleic acid binding; RNA-DNA hybrid ribonuclease activity
Source: RefSeq, a predicted model, not a curated record
CGCUGACGGGCAUACUUCCUCUCGACCUCCGUAUCAAAGAGGCGGCCACAAUCUUCGAGAUCAGGAAAGGAAAAAAGAAGCACGCUUACGGAGAUAGGGAGGUCGAGCGAGAGGUAGAGUUUACCAACACAGCACACCCAGCGCACAGACCCCACCUACAGUAUAAACACCUGGAGAGUCAGGAGCAGAUCGACAAUCUGACAGACUUGGACACAAAAAUUUAUACGGACGGCAGCGGACUCGAGGGCAAGGUUGGAGCGGCGUUUUCCUUAUGGAGAAACGAGCUCGAAACUGAGUCCAAAAAGUUUAAGCUGUCGUCCCAUUGCACAGUCUUCCAAGCCGAGCUCCUGGCUCUCCGACAUGCAAUUGAGGCAGCCCGAGUAAAACCUGGAUAUUCCUUUGGAAUAUUCAGUGACUCAAGGGCUGCCCUGGACACUAUAUGUAGCAGUGAGACGAAACACCCGCUUGCAAAGCAGGCACAAGAUGACAUACGCCAAGCUAUGCACACGGGAAAAACCGUCUCGCUAUACUGGGUGAAAGCCCAUGUAGGGAUUAUAGGAAACGAACGCGCGGACGAACUGGCAAAGCAGGCUGCGCUGCAUAUUAAAACUAAACCGGCAUACGACCGAUGUCCGAUUCAUUCAUGA